UCUCUUCUCUCUCUCUCUCUUUAUCACCGGCAUCAUCAUUUUACACAGUUCACACGUCUUCGGAUCGAACCAAUUACCACCGAAUCUCUUGCAAGUUCAGUUUCUUCUUAUCUUCUUUAACCCUAUCUUUAUUGUUGUUAUUGGAUUAUGGCUAUCGUUGAGUUUAUAGUGGGUUUGUUUUAUCAAGCUUAAGACACUUUUAGUGAUGGAAUUGUGGGGUUUCUUGUUGGAAAUACUGUUGAGCUAAUUUACGUUUGAAUUGGUCAUGUGGGUUGCUUUUGUUUGGAUAUACAUGGAUGUGUCGGCGUACUGUUUCUGGAUUAUGGAGGCGGCGUAGUGAGGCUGAUUAGGAGGUGUUUGGGUGACUUAGUUUUCAGUCUGUCGGGAUUAGUGGUAAUUUAACCUAUGUCCUUGUGACCAAACUUUGAUCUUUGUGUUGUUUUAGGGUGGUUGGUGUAUUGGGAGCCUUUGGUGGGUGGAAUUGGAAUCUGGGAGUUAUUGUUUUAUUUUUGAUUUUCGGUUUCUGGGUGUUCUUAGUUUUGAUCAAUGGAGGCUAGGUAUGGAGGAAAGACUCAUCAAUUGUAUGGUUCAGUGGCCUCGGAUUUAAAGGCAGUCGGGAAGAAGAGUAUGGAAUGGGACUUGAAUGAUUGGAAAUGGGAUGGUGAUUUGUUUACAGCAUCUCCACUGAAUUCUUCCGUGCCAUCAGAUUGCAGGAGUAGGCAGUUGUUUCCUACGAGCUCCGAAAUUCAUGCCAAUACGGGCUUGUCUAACAGUUUGUCACCUUGUUCAGGUGAAAUAAAUUUUGGGAAGGAAAAAGGAAAGGCGGAAUUGGAGAAACGGAGGAGAGUUGUAGUUGUUGAAGAUGAAGAGUUAAACAAUGAAGCUGGGUCGCUUAAUUUGAAGCUUGGUGGGCAAGUGUAUCCUAUUACAGAUGGGGAAAUGGAAAAAUGGGAGGCAAAAAGUGGGAAGAAGACUAAAGUUGAAGGGUCUACAUCGAUCCGUGUGGUUUGUCAGGUGGAGGACUGUAGGGCUGAUUUGAGCAAUGCCAAAGAGUACCACCGUCGACAUAAGGUCUGUGAUAUGCAUUCCAAAGCCACUACAGCGUUGGUGGGAAAUGUUAUGCAGCGGUUCUGUCAGCAGUGCAGCAGGUUCCAUGUUCUUCAAGAGUUUGAUGAAGGGAAGAGAAGCUGUCGGAGACGUUUGGCUGGUCAUAAUAGACGGAGAAGGAAGACACAUCCGGAAAAUGUUGUCAAUGGA
This is a messenger RNA of Ilex paraguariensis (yerba mate), 1257 nucleotides long. The record is from the annotation of a GenBank genome assembly. Lineage: Eukaryota; Viridiplantae; Streptophyta; Magnoliopsida; Aquifoliales; Aquifoliaceae.